UCACAAACUUGCGGGUGCACGGAAUUAUUUACAUGUGACACAGCCACAGGGCUAGAGCGAAACACUCAUGCUACUCACUAAUUUCUGCUCCUAACUCCAUGGGCUUCGUGUAUUUUACUUUUUUUUGGUUUGUUUCCCUGCAAACUAAUGUGAAGCCGUUCCUAUAUUCGUCUCAGCUUCUUAAUUUAAGAGUUUAAAAUUCAAUGGGAAAUGAGUUGAGCUCACCCCCCAGAUCCUAGGUUAUUUUAACUCACAGUUGGCUAGUAGUAGUCAUGAACAUGUUCCCUACAAAAGUUACAAUUCUGCACAGGCUGCUACGGUUUAGACACCCAUGUUGGUCCUGUCCUUCACUUGGACGAGCCCCCUGCUCCAGACUGGUCCUGGGCAUUGAGACCAGCUGUGACGACACAGGAGCUGCUGUGAUGGACGAGACCGGUGGACUACUGGGAGAGUCUCUGCAUUCCCAGAAACAAGUCCAUCUGAGGACAGGUGGCAUCAUCCCCACCGUGGCACAGCAGCUCCACAGAGACAACAUAGAGCGCGUGGUCCAGGAGGCUUUGGAGAGGAGCGGCACGGACCCGAGCCGGCUCUCCGCUGUGGCCACCACCGUGAAGCCCGGCUUGGGCCUGAGCUUGGGGGUCGGUCUGGAGUUCAGCCAGAGGUUCGUGAGGCAGCACAACUUGCCCUUCAUCCCCAUCCACCACAUGGAAGCCCACGCCCUGACCGUCAGGAUGCUUCAACCUGUGGCCUUCCCCUUCCUGGUCCUGCUCGUGUCUGGGGGUCACUCGCUUCUCGCCGUGGCCCGAGGAGUCGACGACUUCCUGCUUCUGGGUCACACUUUGGAUGAAGCUCCGGGGGACACACUGGAUAAAGUGGCGAGACGUUUGUCCCUCAUAGAGCACCCACAGUGCUCCACGCUAAGUGGAGGACAAGCUAUAGAGCUUCUAGCGAAGGAUGGCGACAGGACGAGGUUUCCUCUCAGGACACCCAUGGGACAAACGUACGACUGCUGCUUUUCUUUCGCUGGGCUACGGAAUCAAGUUAACAUGUUGAUAGUGAAAGAAGAAGCAGAGGAAGGAAUCGAACCCGGGACGCUGUUAUCGUGCGUGAAGGACAUCGCAGCCGCCACGCAGCACACGGUGGCCUCUCAUCUGGCAAAGCGCACACAUCGAGCCAUCUUGUUCUGCAAGGCCACCGGCCUGCUGCCAUCGGGCGCUCCCACCUUGGUGCUGUCUGGAGGUGUUGCCAGCAAUCAGUACAUCCGCAAGGCUUUAACUCUCAUCACCGACGCGACGGGGCUACGCCUGCUCUGUCCUCCAGCCAAACUCUGCACGGACAAUGGAGUGAUGAUUGCAUGGAACGGUGUUGAACGCCUGAGAGAAGGGAAAGGGAUCCUGCGUCCAUAUGUGGAUGUCAGCUACGAGCCAAAGGCCCGGCUGGGGGUUGACAUGACAGCAGCGGUGAAGGCAGCAGCGAUCAGGUUGCCCUCGGUCCGGAUGAAGAUCCCCGACUGACACCCGGUUGGGUUUGUUCUGCACGGAAAAAAGUGUUUUGUCACUCCUAUAUUUUCCCUGGUCAGAGUAUAUACUGUGUAUAUAAUGUACUGUAUGUAGAAGCACAUUAAACAUCUAUUUAUUAA
Molecule: messenger RNA, 1639 nt
Organism: Etheostoma cragini (Arkansas darter)
Lineage: Eukaryota; Metazoa; Chordata; Actinopteri; Perciformes; Percidae
Gene: osgepl1
Product: O-sialoglycoprotein endopeptidase-like 1
Exons: 7
Coding region: 273-1514 (413 amino acids)
Biological process (GO): tRNA threonylcarbamoyladenosine modification
Cellular component (GO): mitochondrion
Source: RefSeq, a predicted model, not a curated record